UGUUGGCAAGGUCGCGGGUGAACCCCGUUAUAUGCCGUUUGCAUUAGAAUGUUCCCUUCUGCUUCCCGUACGUUUAUUUUCUUGCAGAUAGAAAUGGCUCACAUGGGCCAUAUUAUCUGCCAAUAGCAGUGAGCCAUAUGCUAGCAGACGGCCCCGCGAGUAGCUGCAGGGAAACUUUUCACGAGCCCCCAGGAGUCAAAGGGUUACACAGCAGACAUUCAUUAAGAUGCCAUUAUGACACAUCAUACUCUUAAGGACGUAUAAUUACGUUUAGUUGUGUUAAUUGAGUAAAUAAAGUGUUUUUCCUACUUCACAGUGUAGGACAGUAAUGCAUUUAUUUGGAAUGUGUCACUGAAUCUCAUAACACUGAUUUAUUUGGGUGUUUUCUCUUUGACAGCAACUAUUAAAAAUCUAAAUAUGUUCAUUUGGGAUUCUGUCAUUCAUUCCUGUGUCUUCUGCGAAUAAAACUCAAGUUAGUGGAUACGUCCUUUAGCUUUUAAUGGCGGAUCAAGGAUUUCUAAUGGAAGUCUGUGUGGAUUCAGUUGAGUCUGCGGUGAAUGCCGAAAGGGGAGGCGCUGGUCGCAUCGAGCUCUGUGCCAGUCUAAUAGAAGGAGGCAUCACACCUACCAUUGGUCUGCUGCAGGUGGUAAAGCAGUAUAUCCAGAUUCCAGUAUUUGUGAUGAUUCGACCACGAGGUGGUGACUUCCUUUACUCCGACCGCGAGGUGGAAGUAAUGAAAGCUGACAUCCGCCUCGCCAAACUACACGGUGCUGAUGGGCUGGUGUUCGGAGCUUUGACGGAAGACGGUCGAAUUGAUACAGAAUUGUGCAUGGAUUUACUUGCGCUGUCUCGUCCCCUUCCCGUCACAUUUCAUCGAGCGUUUGACAUGGUUUAUGAUCCUAUGCUUGCCAUGGAAACCCUCAUCUCUCUGGGAUUUGAGCGGGUGCUGACCAGCGGCUGUGACAGUACGGCGUUGGAAGGUCUGCCUCUGAUUAAGAGACUGGUGGAACAGGCCAAAGGAAGAAUUAUAGUUCUGCCAGGGGGUGGCAUCACUGAGCGGAAUUUGCAGAGGAUACUUGAGGGAGCCGGGGUUCAGGAAUUCCACUGUUCUGCACGUUCCACCAAGGACUCCACAAUGAAGUACAGGAACAAUUCUGUAUCCAUGGGAGCAUCCCUUUCUACCUCUGAGUAUUCUAUCAAGGUUACAGAUGUGGCAAAGGUGAGAACCUUGAACGCUAUGGCAAAAAACCUCUUGUGAGCUGCUAGGACCAUCUGAAGAGCUGAGAGCGGGGCUUGUGGAGGUUGUAUCA
Spea bombifrons (plains spadefoot toad) is the source of this 1310-nucleotide messenger RNA. RefSeq names its product cutC copper transporter (gene CUTC). The transcript has 9 exons. Bases 500 to 1258 code for a protein of 252 amino acids. Gene Ontology annotation, molecular function: copper ion binding. The record is from RefSeq and is a predicted model, not a curated record. Lineage: Eukaryota; Metazoa; Chordata; Amphibia; Anura; Pelobatidae.